AUGCCGGCAACGGACUCAAGAACGGACCGCCAACGACAGUCACGGACAAAUUCAAGUGUCUCGACACUACCCGCUCCUCCGGGCACCGACACCUCGAAGACAGAGGGGCCGUCGGAGCGUUCACAGCGGGAGGAGGAUGAAGAGUUACUAGGGAUGGACUUCGGGUUUCUCCCCAUACCCUCUCGAGCGCGUUAUGAUCCCAAACAUCCUGCACACUUCGGCCUGGCGAUGAACGCGCUUUUUGGGUUGGCAAGUACCUUCAUUGUCGCGAACCUGUAUUACUGCCAGCCGCUGCUCAUCCAGUUUGCGGAUUCUUUCGGAGUCACCGAGAAAGAAGUCUCGACAAUACCGACGUUGGUACAAGCUGGCUAUGCCGUAGGCCUCCUCUUCAUCUCGCCCCUGGGCGACCUCGUCCGGAGACGACCGCUUAUUUUGCUCCUCAACUUCAUCACCGGCUCGCUCACAAUCGGUCUCGCCAUCACCACCAAUCUUGCCGCCUUCGAGGUCCUCUGCUUUUUUGUCGGAGUAUGCACCGUCGUACCGCAGAUCCUCAUGCCCCUCGCAGUGGACCUCGCACCUCCCGAACGUCGCGCCUCUGCGUUAUCCAUCGUUCUCUCAGGACUACUCUUCGGUGUACUUAUCGCACGAGUCCUCUCCGGCGUGGUUGCUCAAUUCGUCACCUGGCGCGUCGUUUAUUUCGUAUCUAUUGGGGUUCAGUUCGGCAUCCUCGCGCUGUUGUACUGGAUGCUUCCCGACUACCCCGCAAAGAACAAGGGUGCGACCUACUUCGGCAUCCUCUUCAGCAUGGGCAAGUUCUGCGUCACGGAACCCCUUCUUGUGCAAGCCAUCCUCAUCACCAUUCCCUCGAGUGCGACGUUCAGUGGAUGGUGGGUCACGUUGACCUUCCUUCUCGGUGGAGAUCCGUACAACUACUCUACUGUCGUCAUUGGUCUUUUCGGUCUCGUGGGUAUGGUCGGCGUCGCAAUGGCGCCCCUCAUCGGUCGCACCAUCGACAACCUCGUCCCAUGGUCCGCCACGCUCGUCGCCAUCGUCGCCCUCGUCGCCACCUUCGCCGUCCAGACCGCCGCCGCCGGCCUCUCCGUCGCCGCGGUCGUCAUCGUCUGCAUCGGCCUCGACGUCUUCCGCCAGACGCAGCAGGUCUCGCUCACCUCCGCCGUCCUUGGCCUCGACGCCGCGGCGCGCUCGCGCCUCAACGCCGUCCUCAUCCUCUCGCUCUUCAUCGGGCAGGUCAUGGGCACGUCGGUCAGCGCGCAGGUGUUCACGCAGCACGGGUGGCGGCCGACGGCGGCGCUCAACCUCGCGUGGACCGGGUGGGGGCUGUUCGUCCUGUUCUUGCGCGGCCCGCACUGCCCGCGGUACACGUGGAUCGGGUGGCAGGGAGGGUGGGAGCUGCGCAAGAGCGUUGUUGAUGCUCGGACGCGGGAGGAGAAGGAGAGGACGGAGCAGGGUGUGGUGGGCACGGACGGUGCGGAGGCAGAGGAUAGGAAAGAGGAGCCACGGGUUUCGGACGUGCCGGUACGAGAUGAGAAGAAGGGAGAAGAGGCUGUUUGA
Molecule: messenger RNA, 1572 nt
Organism: Epithele typhae
Lineage: Eukaryota; Fungi; Basidiomycota; Agaricomycetes; Polyporales; Epitheliaceae
Product: MFS general substrate transporter
Exons: 5
Coding region: 1-1572 (523 amino acids)
Biological process (GO): transmembrane transport
Molecular function (GO): transmembrane transporter activity
Source: RefSeq, a predicted model, not a curated record